Phlebotomus argentipes is the source of this 1416-nucleotide messenger RNA. Its product is annotated as lysosome-associated membrane glycoprotein 1-like. The record is from RefSeq and is a predicted model, not a curated record. Gene Ontology annotation, cellular component: membrane. NCBI's taxonomy places the organism in Eukaryota, Metazoa, Arthropoda, Insecta, Diptera, Psychodidae. The transcript is spliced from 4 exons. Bases 185 to 1132 code for a protein of 315 amino acids.
UUCCUCUGGCGGAAAAGCAAUCAAUCUCCAUUGUACGGCAACUGCGGGAGGAUUUUCCUUUCGACACAAAGAAGCGACAAAUUGUGUGAUUUUGCGUGAUUUCAGUGCUCAGAGGCGAAAGUCCGCGAGGCAAGCAAGUCCCCUAAGUGAUUAACAUUGUGAUACAUCGUCCGCCCAGGGAGAAAUGGCGCUGAAGACGUUUGCUCUGCUGCUUCUGGUAGCGCUCGCCGCCCAGAAAAUCCAAGCCGCGAGCGAUACGGAAGCCUUGCCAGUGAUUCCGGACAGCAGCACGAGCACCACGACUCCCCCGCCAGAGACAACAACGCCGACAACCACGGAAUCCACCUCGACCACCACGGAAUCCUCCACCAGCUCAUCUACCACCACUUCCACCACCACCACGACUGAGCCGCCGACGACCACCACGGCCGCCCCGCCGCCGCCCACGCCGCAGCCGGGCCCCGUGCCGGCGCCGGACAUGGGCAAGUGGCAAUUCAAGAACGCCACCACCAAUCACACGUGCAUCCUCGUGCAGAUGGCCGUGCAGCUGAACGUCUCCUACGUGCUGACAGAUAACAACACGCGGAAGAUUCUGUACAAUUUGCCAGCCAACGACACGACAGUUGCUUCUGGAUUCUGCGAUGGCGAGAAGAAUGUUCUGCAGUUGGUGUGGAAGAAGUACAGCACGGUGAAGCUCACGUUCAGCGUGAAUAACACGGUCAAGGAGUACGAGCUCACGGAGCUGCGAUUUGAUCUCAAUGCCUCUGACAUCUUCCCGGGCGCUAAAGCUAAUCAGUCGCUGACGUUGGUGCACAAGAAGCAUGAAUUCAUCACGCCGCUCACGAUGUCGUACCACUGCACGCGCGCCCAGGCGCUCAAUCUCACGUCGGCCGAGGCCAGCGACGAGGUGACGGUGCUGGGUCAAGCUCUGGUGUCGCGUCUGCAGCUGGAGGCCUUCCACACGCGCGACUCGGACGCAUUCUCCACCGCCAAAGAUUGCGAUGCCAUCGACACGCCAGACAUUGUGCCAAUCGCGGUUGGAUGCGCCCUCGCCGGGCUCGUGGUCAUCGUCCUGAUCGCCUAUCUGGUGGGCAGGCGCAGGGCUCAGGCGCGCGGAUACCUGAGCAUGUAAGCGGCCGGAAGAGAGAGAGAGACAGUGAGAGAGCAGCGAGGAGAAUAGUCCACCCGUCAUUUAAUUCCCGAAUUCCUUCACAAGAAUUGGUUUUAUUUCAACUGCGAGAUAUGCGUGUUUUCCUCUGUCAAUUUUAACAGACACCGCGAGGUGAAAGAAGAGCGAUAAAUUUAGUAUUCCUCAUGAGUGAUUGGCCCACAAGAUUGGAUGCUGUAGCGAGCGAAGCCGAGAGACUAGCUGUAGAUUUUUUAAAAAGUCAAUAAAUUGGUUGAGAUUGAGAGAAA